AUGACUGCUGCGACAAUUGCUUCUUCUGGUGCUGCCGGCGGUGCUGCCGGCGGUGUUGCUGAGACUGGGUCCGGGAACAUUAUCGUUGUUUCGAACAGGUUGCCCGUGACGAUCAAGAAGAAUCCGGACACUGGGGAGUACACGUACUCUAUGUCCUCUGGUGGGUUGGUCACCGCUUUGCAAGGUUUGAAGAAGACCUCUACGUUCCAGUGGUACGGGUGGCCCGGGCUGGAGAUCCCGGAUGACGAGAAGGAGAAAGUCAAGGGGGACUUGCUCGAGAAGUUCAAUGCGAUUCCGAUCUUCCUCAGCGAUGAGGUGGCCGACUUGCACUACAACGGGUUCUCGAACUCGAUCCUGUGGCCGCUGUUCCAUUACCACCCGGGGGAGAUCAACUUUGACGAGAACGCGUGGUUGGCGUACAACGAGGCGAACGCAACUUUCGCGGAGGAGAUCGUCAAGAACGUCCACGAUAACGACCUCGUGUGGGUCCACGAUUACCACCUGAUGUUGCUCCCAGAGAUGCUACGUAACAAGAUCUCACAGAGUGUCAAGAACGUUAAAUUGGGGUGGUUCCUACACACGCCGUUCCCCUCCUCUGAGAUUUAUAGGAUAUUGCCCGUCAGACAGGAGAUCCUCAAGGGGGUGUUGUCCUGUGACUUGCUAGGGUUCCACACGUACGAUUACGCUCGACACUUCCUCUCGAGUGUGCAACGUGUACUCAACAUCAAUACUCUGCCCAAUGGGGUAGAGUACAGGGGCCGGUUCGUCAACGUCGCUGCGUUCCCCAUUGGGAUCGACGUCGACACGUUCACGGACGGACUCAAGACGCAGGCCGUGCGCGACAGGAUCGCUCAAUUAAAGGAGACCUUUAAAGGUUGCAAGAUUAUCGUCGGUGUCGACCGGCUGGACUACAUCAAGGGGGUCCCUCAAAAACUGCACGCAAUGGAGGUGUUCCUCAACGAACACCCAGAAUGGAUCGGGAAAGUGGUGCUCGUACAGGUCGCGGUCCCUAGUAGGGGCGAUGUCGAGGAGUACCAGUACCUCCGUUCCGUCGUGAACGAGCUCGUCGGCCGCAUCAAUGGCCAAUUCGGCACCGUUGAGUUCGUGCCCAUCCACUUCAUGCACCGGUCUGUGCCCUUUGAGGAACUCAUUUCGCUGUACGCAGUGAGCGAUGUCUGCCUCGUCUCCUCAACAAGAGACGGGAUGAACCUCGUGUCGUACGAGUACACCGCCUGCCAGCAGGAAAAGAAGGGCGCGCUGAUCCUCUCGGAGUUCACGGGCGCAGCGCAGUCGCUCAACGGGGCACUCAUAGUCAACCCGUGGAACACGGACGAACUGUCAGACGCAAUCAACGAGGCACUCACUCUGCUACCGGAGAAGAAGAAGGCCAACUGGGAGAAACUGUACAAGUACAUCUCAAAGUACACCUCCGCCUUCUGGGGGGAGAACUUCGUCCACGAAUUGUCCAACACGGGCACCAACAACGUCAGGAAGUGA
Huiozyma naganishii CBS 8797 is the source of this 1497-nucleotide messenger RNA. RefSeq names its product alpha,alpha-trehalose-phosphate synthase (UDP-forming) TPS1 (gene TPS1). NCBI's taxonomy places the organism in Eukaryota, Fungi, Ascomycota, Saccharomycetes, Saccharomycetales, Saccharomycetaceae. The coding region runs from base 1 to 1497 and encodes 498 amino acids. The record is from RefSeq and is a predicted model, not a curated record. Gene Ontology annotation, biological process: trehalose biosynthetic process; cellular response to heat. Gene Ontology annotation, cellular component: cytosol; alpha,alpha-trehalose-phosphate synthase complex (UDP-forming). The transcript has a single exon. Gene Ontology annotation, molecular function: alpha,alpha-trehalose-phosphate synthase (UDP-forming) activity.